Molecule: messenger RNA, 1565 nt
Organism: Pelecanus crispus (Dalmatian pelican)
Lineage: Eukaryota; Metazoa; Chordata; Aves; Pelecaniformes; Pelecanidae
Source: RefSeq, a predicted model, not a curated record
UGCCCGUCGGUAACGCAGGGCUGUGCAGAGAAGUGCUACUUCGGCCCACGGUGCCGCUUCCUUCAUGACGUCGGCGAGUACAUGGCCGUGAAGCCGGCCGACCUGGGACCCAGCUGCGUGCUCUUCAAAACCUUUGGCAAGUGCAUUUACGGCGUCACCUGUCGCUUUGCCCAGGCCCACCUUGGGGACGGCUACCGGAAUGUCGUCAACACGGACCUGGCCAAGCAGUGGGAAGGGAAGUCGCUGGUGAGGAACAACCUCUCCAAAGACCUCCAGCACCAGCUGCGCAAGAGGAAGUUUAUCUUCAAGAAGGCUGACGAGUACCUCCGUGGUCUGGCCAAGUCCCACCGCAAUGGCGGGAAGGGAGGCAAAGCCAUGGGGCACUCUACGGAGGAGCAAGAGGUGUCUAACUGUGGCGAGGAGGCUUCCUCCAUCAAAACAGUGGGCCCGGUGACAGAUGAAGAUAUUAUAAAGCUGCGAUCAUGUGAGAAGAGGAAGUUGGAAAUCCAAGGCAAGCUCUACUUGGCUCCACUGACCACGUGCGGUAACCUCCCUUUCCGAAGGAUAUGCAAGCGCUUCGGGGCAGACGUCACCUGUGGAGAGAUGGCUGUGUGCACAAACCUGCUUCAGGGCCAGUCCUCCGAGUGGGCUCUCCUCAAACGGCAUCAUACCGAAGAUAUUUUUGGGGUGCAGCUGGAGGGAGCGUUUCCGGACACGAUGACCAAAUGUGCAGAGCUCCUGAACCAGACAAUUGAAGUGGACUUUGUAGACAUCAAUGUUGGGUGUCCCAUUGACCUGGUCUACAAGAAGGGAGGAGGCUGUGCUCUGAUGACUCGGUCCAACAAGUUUGAACAGAUUGUCCGGGGGAUGAACUCGGUGCUGGACGUCCCACUGACUGUGAAGAUACGGACGGGGGUGCAAGAAAAGAUUAACGUGGCUCAUAAAAUAAUCCCCAAGAUCCGGGAGUGGGGAGCAUCCAUGGUCACGCUUCACGGCCGAUCCAGGGAACAGCGGUACACAAGGGGUGCUGACUGGGACUACAUAGCAGAAUGUGCUAAAAUAGCAAGCCCCAUGCCUCUUUUUGGAAACGGUGAUAUUUUGUCUUAUGAAGAUGCUAAUCGAGCCAUGCAGAUGGGCGUUUCAGGAAUUAUGAUUGCAAGAGGGGCACUCAUCAAACCGUGGCUUUUCACUGAAAUUAAGGAACAGAGACACUGGGAUAUCUCCUCCAACGAGAGAUUGGAUAUCCUCAAAGACUUCACCAACUAUGGCCUUGAGCACUGGGGGUCAGAUACUCAGGGAGUGGAGAAGACCAGGAAGUUUCUGCUGGAAUGGCUCUCGUUCCUGUGCAGGUACAUUCCAGUUGGCUUAUUAGAAUACCUACCUCAGAAAAUUAACGAGCGGCCACCUUACUACAUGGGGAGAGACUAUCUGGAGACGCUGAUGGCGAGCCAAAAUGUGGACGAUUGGAUUAAAAUAAGUGAGCUGCUUCUGGGACCCGUACCUACCAGCUUCACCUUCCUGCCUAAACACAAGGCGAAUUCCUACAGAUAGGGCCGACGAGGCCC